AUUUUAUCGCGCAUGCGUAUUGUUCUCACUUCCUGUGAAAAGACGAGACGAGAAAGCCAUCGGGGAAAAGUGGUAAAAGGACAGCUAAAACACAAGAAUCAAGGUAAUCUUUAAAAGCUAGUCAAAUGACCGACAAACGGAGUGAGAACUGAAGCGAUGACCGAACAGAAAGAACCAGCAGAAAGCUGGCUUACAAACUGGGAAAGUUCAACUGUCGACGAAUGGCUACGGAAGCAGGAGGAUUUCGAUAAAUUACGCACGCCAGACGACGAAUUGAACGAACAAAAAUUAUGGUGUCUAUUCCAAAGUUCAGCGAGCAAUAUCGCUUUAAUGUAUAAAGAAUGCUGCAAUCCAGAGAGGCAUGAUCAAAAAGCCUGGUCAACGUUUGGUGCCGCUGCCUCAGCCAUAACUGACCUCUAUAGAGAAGCUUUAGAUCAAACAAAAAAAGCAAGAGAAUCAGCGAUGGAAAGGGGAAGUCGAAAUCGAACACGUGAUGUCUUGAAUUGGUUAAAAAAGAAACGCCGGCGUCAUUUGAAACGAGAAGAUCUGAUCGCCUUUCUCUGCGAUCAGCAGGCGCCUUGUAGAAAAGAGGAGAGAAGGGAAAGGCCUGCAGAUUUGACGCCGUUCCGAGACGCCCUACUAUUGCAACGCCUAAGUGGAGCUAUGUCCCAUAUGGGCGUUUCACAGACGGGAAGUGGUAAUGAUGACUUCCAACGAGUUCUUCUCGAAGACUUAUCGAGGCAUAUAAGCGACACAAAGAAACGAGCAGCCCCCUCAUCUGGUAGUGACUCCCCUAAUUCAAGGAAAAAAGCGCGGUUUCAUUGAGAGAAUGGUGGUGUAUUGUUUUUUUUUCAGAAUAUGCAUCGUUGUCGAACCCUUAAAAAAAAAAAUAACGAAUUGUAAAUCGCGCGGUUUUUCAUUUUAAAAAUAUACUAAAUUCGCUUCAAUAUGUUUUUGUUUUAUUUUAAACAAUAUUGUUGAUUUUAUUUAUAAAUUAUAGGUAUAAUUUUUAAGAAAGUUACUUUUUAAUUAAGUCGGUCUUUUGACCAAUUUUUUAGGUGAAAGAUUUCGUUUUUAUGUUAGGAAAUACCGCGCAUUUUGUUCAAUUUUUUUCGUUUACAUCCUAUUUUUUUAUAUUUAAAUAUACCAUUGUAAGAAUUACAGAAAUUGAAACACUCAAUGUAAAAGUCUUUUUUGUAAAUGCAUUCUUUUUCAAUCGCUUUUCUUGUUGAUCAAAAACAAUCGAUAAAAUCCUUUUUUUAAAUAUAAAUUAUUAUUUUAAA
Messenger RNA from Dimorphilus gyrociliatus, 1283 nucleotides. Lineage: Eukaryota; Metazoa; Annelida; Polychaeta; Dinophilidae. The record is from the annotation of a GenBank genome assembly.